Messenger RNA from Labeo rohita (rohu), 1565 nucleotides. It is a transcript of the gene myoz2b, whose product is annotated as myozenin 2b. The record is from RefSeq and is a predicted model, not a curated record. Gene Ontology annotation, molecular function: FATZ binding; actin binding; telethonin binding. NCBI's taxonomy places the organism in Eukaryota, Metazoa, Chordata, Actinopteri, Cypriniformes, Cyprinidae. Bases 187 to 960 code for a protein of 257 amino acids. Gene Ontology annotation, cellular component: Z disc; actin cytoskeleton. The transcript is spliced from 6 exons.
GAUGUAAGCUGGCGUUCCACUAACACCCGCACACACCCCCACCCCAGUGCAAGUCAAGAACAGAGUGCGAGACAAAGACAAAUCAGGCCGGAUCGAUCUACCUAAAGUAACCUCUUCCUUUGUACAGGUAGAACUCAAGACACACGCAGAUCUAACAGCGCUACUGGGAUUCUCUUUUAAACCAACAUGUCACAGUUCAGCACUCUUUCAGUGCGUGAGAGGAAGAAGCAGGCAGCUGCCCUUUGCCAUGAGGUCCAUGGUGGUGCCAACGGUUUUACUAUGGACCUGGGAAAGAAACUUUCCACUCCAAAAGACAUCAUGCUGGAGGAGCUCUCUCUCUUGUCAAACCGAGGGUCGCGUCUUUUUAAGAUGCGCCAGCGGAGAUCAGAGAAAUACACAUUUGAAAGCAUUCAGAAUGAAGCCAAUGCUAUGUUUAAUAGUGAAAAUCAAGCCAAUGCAGAAAACUCAGAAAAUAAAGGACUUGCAUCAAAAACGCCACCAAACACACCAGACCCCAGAAAUCCAGCGAACCCUGAAAACAUUGCACCAGGAUAUGGAGGUCCAUUGACAAACAUUCCUCCAGAGAAGUUUAAUGCCACAGCUAUGCCAAAAUCCUAUCACUCCCCCUGGGAAGAGGCCAUCAUCAAUGACCCCACACUGGCCGACACACUGAAAGUUCAAAUGCCAGUGCCUGAGCCUAAACCAGAGCUGCCUGACUACAAAAGCUUUAAUAGGGUGGCUACACCAUUUGGGGGUUUUGAAAAAGCCCCACGAGGGAUAACCUUUAAGCUUCCAGAGGUGGACUUGAAUGCUCCUCGAUACCCCGAGCUCCAGGAUUCCACAGCCAAGCGACCCACUUUCAACAGAAUUGCCCAGGGAUGGAUCUCCGAUGGCACACCUCUCAUUUUACCCACUGUCUCACUGGAGCCUUUCGAGAUCCCUGAGUCUGAUGAUCUGUAACUCCGAUUCAAGCCCUUCUUGUUACUCAAUCCCAGUGAGCCUGAUUGUGGUAUAGGGUGUGUGUAGAUGUGUAGUUUGUGUUUUAGCAUUCUUUGAAGUGAAUUUUGAACUGCUGUUCUUGGGACGGCAGUUACCACAUAUCAUUUUUAUAAAAGUAUGCCUUAAAACGGUAGAUUGUGAGGUAGCAUUAAUAAUCAUCAUCAGAAUGAACCAUUUCUGUUGGGUUGAAAUCCACAUAGCACAUUAUGCAUGUGUUAUAAUGUGUUUAGUUAUAUCACCAAUCAUUACAAUUCUAGGUAACCACAAACUCUGAAUAAUACAGUGUGGAUUACCAUCAAAAACAGAAAUUAAUUUUAUUUAUGGAUGAAGACAAUGCAUUUUUGCAUUUAAAGCAUAUAAAAAGUAUAAGAAUAUACAUUGUACAAUGAGUAAAUUUAUUGAUACAUCCAGCGUGUUACAGUGAUGCAUGAUUAUACUGUGAAACAUUACUAGUUUUCCAAGACUACAUUCACAUUUAUCAGUAAUAUUAUCAGUAUAUUUAGUACAGAAUCAAAUAAUUUUUAGGUAAUUUUUUUUUUUUUUUCAUUUUGUGGUGAAAUAUUUUG